Messenger RNA from Dermacentor albipictus, 2563 nucleotides. Its product is annotated as phosphate-regulating neutral endopeptidase PHEX-like. Lineage: Eukaryota; Metazoa; Arthropoda; Arachnida; Ixodida; Ixodidae. The record is from RefSeq and is a predicted model, not a curated record. Gene Ontology annotation, molecular function: metalloendopeptidase activity. Gene Ontology annotation, biological process: protein processing. Gene Ontology annotation, cellular component: plasma membrane.
UGUCGUCAUCAGACUCUUUUGGCAACUAGAGGACGAGAAAUACGCGACAAGGGUAUGCGGAUCCAGUCCUGGCUUGAUGCGGUGGCCCGCCAAGUAGAAGAAUGCCCGGUGCCCUGCGGCUGGGUGCGAUGCUCGGUCAUCACGGCCUCCAUAGCGAUACUCGGCAUGCUGUUCGUAAUCGUCGUGGUCGGCGGCCGCCACUACGCACGUCUCGGCGACUUCAGCGACGACAGCAUCAUGGCUGUCGCGGCAGUGUACAACCGUCACGUCGAUCCUCCUCUCGGUUACACCCAAGCCGACCUGAACGAGUGCACAUCCGAGGUUUGCCGCUGGAACGCCAAUUACCUCUUCAACAGAAUCCGCAUGCGGGGUGACCCUUGCGACGACUUCUACGAGCACGUGUGUUCAGCUUUCCAGGACACCACGAAAACCCACCAGUUGCCAUACCCGCAGCUCAGCAUUCGGCAGCUGGUAGAAGAUUUGGGUCUUUUCAUGAGCAGAUAUUCGAAAAUCAAGAAUAGACGCAGGCUGUCUGGCGAAGGAAGUUUUCUGGACCAAGCAAUGUGGUUUCACGAAAAGUGUAAAACCGCUCACGGGAACAACAGUGACGGGAAUCAACAGUCAGAUUGGGCGGAAAUCCUAGGCACACUGCAGCUAAGCGCUUGGCCCUACCUCACAUUCGAAGGUGACAUUGUAAACGUUGUUUCCGCUGGAGAUCGCUUCAUGAUGCUGCAAUCACUCUUUAGGUUGAGCGUGCUUCGAAGUAACCGCAAUGACUCUAAGCAUCAGAUUGUACUGAAAGAACCUGUGACGUAUCUAAAACGUUACGCAAGUUGGCCAAGAAAAAAUGUCCUGGAGCGAUACCGAGAUAUAAUUUUCAGCGCAAUCAGCCUCUACAGCAACCCAUUUACAGGCGCUAUGGUUAGCAGGCAAAUAUCGAAACUCGAAAUGAUGCUGCAUAAACUGACUUACCUUGACGGGGUUCCGAUUCACUUGCUUGAAAAAGGCGUGAGUGCAGUAAAUAUGUUGCCCAAGAGCGAAUGGUGGGACUGGCUGAAGUACAUGACGCUUCUCUUCGAUAUGGAGCCAAGUGCUAUGCGAUCUACACUUACAAUCGUAGAGGACCCCGUCUUUUUCAGCCACUUCACAUCUAUACGCAAUUUUGUAGAUUACCGCACUGCCAUAGCCAAUUACGUCGGCUUCAAAGCCAUGGUUACCCUUGCACCGCUGAUGCCACCGGGAUACGCAGUGCUAUAUGAUCUGAGUUACGGCUACGACAUUCCCAGGGUGGAGCCGCCGCUCCUUCCAUGCACGUUGCUGUUGGAAAAGAUGUACCGCUAUGGAAUCGGAAUCGCAGCGAAGCUGACGCUAAGCCGAGAGUUUGCCAACGUCUACCGGCGGCAUCGCGAUGGCCAGCUCAAAGAACUAUUCAACAAGACGCGUCUUGUAUUUCGACAAAUGAUGGGAUCAGGGCAGUCAUGGUUUUCGCCUAGUGACCUCAACCAGGCUUUGCGAAAGCUGGACGCAAUGGCGAUCGCUUUUGGUACGCAGGGAAACUUUGUCCAAUAUGAGAAGUACCGGCGCACACCACCCUUGCCGCUGGAAUCCAAUGACACGUUGCUCGGAACGGCAUUCAGUAUGCUGUCCUACGCGUCCCGCAUAUACUGGAGUGCCUGGAGCACUCGCGCCACAACAGGCGAAGCCUACGACAACGCCUACGACGCAUCCGUGUUCGACUGGGAAUGUGAGUACCAACCCACCAACAACCUCGUGUUCCUUCCGAACUCUAUCGUGGCUUUCCUCACCGCCGUCUCGAACAAGAUCCCUUUCCAGCUGUAUCCCGUAGUUCUCGCUCCCAUCGUUAGGGGUGUGGUUAAAGCUCUGCUCAGGAGUAAUUCGGCCUUCGACGAUGAGGGCCGAGCUUUGAGCAGGAGCUGGUGGAGCGCCGCAUCUGUCGGCGCCAGCGAGAACAUCACCGAGUGCCUUCAGCGCCAGUACCGGGCCGCUGCAGCAGCUGAAAUCGGUGGUGGUCGGCUUUCUGCGGGGAAGUGGAGCGUGGCACGCCGCGAAGAAGCCUUUCUGGACAACGCCCUGCUGGUGCCCCUGUACGAACUCUACAAGCGCGCGCUGAGUGACCACAACGCCACAGGCAUGUUCUAUCAGCUGUCCGAUUCGCAGGUCAGUGCGAGGGAACUAUUCUUCUACAACUACGCGGUGGCAUUCUGCGAUGACGGCGACAGCGAAUCACGCAGCGGGCAGCACUCGAUGGCGAUGACGCCCCGCAAGUGGCGCGUCAACAUCCCGCUCAAAAAUUUCCCGCCCUUUCGAAAUAUAUUUUCUUGCGAUGAUUGGAAACAACCUCAUCUGUACUGUAACGUGUGGAAGGGCUUCAGUUGAAAAGCGAUUUCUGUUACUGGUUUUUCACGACCUUCAUAUGAUUUGGAAACUGAUGAUGUACGUAAUGUUUUCUCAGUAAAUAUUGUACACUCAUUUCAAGGACAGCAGCCCAGUUCGUGUGAUGCGUAGGAGAAGAAUAGAGGUUAAAUAAAGUUGUUCCUGCAGU